AUGUCCACCAGCUGGACAGGUCGAUUAAAGUCCAUAUUCGCCCCUCCCGCUCAUGAGGCAGCAGAGUAUGAGCUCGUUCCUACCAGAGACAUUGCUGUCAACAACCUCCCCCAAAACGAUGAUAUCAACAGUAUCACGAGUCUUUCAGGUCCUUUUGAUAACAUAGAAUCCGACUUGGAAUCAAAAAGUCUCAGAAGAGUACCCGCCCCUGUCCCAUGGCCUGCUCGGUUAUGUGCUAGCCGUCCAUUGCCCCCGGGAGGUAAUGGGGCCGGCGCCCCAGCACCUGGGAGUGAGAUGACCCCAGGAGCGUUGGGAAAAGGCUUGCAAGUCAGCACUACUCUAGGCGGUGUCAUGGCUCUAUUAGCGUGGACUUCUCCCUUGGCCGGUGGUCUGCUGGCGGAUCUUCGAUGGGGCAAGUUCAAGACUAUAGCCAUAGGUACUGCCAUGGGAGCUGUUUCUCAUCUUUUACUAGUCUACGCUGCUCUGCCAAGUUUGUUACAGAAUGGAAACUCUUUCGGUCCCUUUUUAUUCGCCAUGUUGAUUUUGUGUGUUUCGAUAGGUUUGAUAAAGGCGAAUAUAGUGCCUAUCAUGGGUGAGCAAUACACUCCCACCGAAGAUUAUGUGGACACUUUACCAUCUGGAGAAAAGGUCAUAAUCGACCGAGAAGCUACAAUACAAGCCAUCAUGGCAUCUUAUUAUGCCAGUGUGAAUCUGGGUUCCUUUGUGGCCAUCGGUUCUACCUUUGCCGAGAAGUAUGUCGGCUACUGGCUUGCGUUCCUACUUCCGGGGAUCGUGUUUGCAGUCAUGCCCCCAAUGUUAUGGAUAGUCCACCCUCAUCUCGUCACAUCACCAACCCCAAAAGCCUCGGCUCUUCUCGAUAAUAUCUCAACAGCCCGUCGGCUACUGUCUCGUCACAUCAAGCUUACAGAGGAUGAAUCCAAGGAAGUGUUCGAGCUACGACAAUGUAUCCGAGCCUGCAAGUUAUUCCUCUUCUUCGUCAUUUACAAUGUCGCGGACGGAGGUUUGAUCGUUAUGACCACCAGCUUGACAGGAUCUAUGACAACAUCUGGGGUACCUAAUGAUUUCCUCGAAGCUGCAAACCCUUUAUUCAUUGUCAUCACUCUACCAAUUUUGAAUAAAUGGGUGUAUCCUUAUUUGACAGCGAGGAAGAUCCGGUUUGGGCUCGUUAAACGAGUUGUUGCUGGCUUUUUGAUUGCUGCAUUGUCAACAGUAUAUUGUGCGGUUCUUCAACAUGCGGUAUAUCAAACUUCCCCAUGUGGUUAUAACGCCACCGACUGCCUGGCCGGCGUAUCACCUCUUAGCGCGUGGCUAUACUUCCCCGCUUCGGCCAUGCUAGGUAUCAGUGAAGCUCUGGCGUGGGUGAGCGGGCUUGAGAUCGGUUACAUGCUGGCUCCUCCUUCUCUGCGAGCUAUGAUCAACGGUCUUUUCCACUCUAUGAUCGCAGUCGAAGCGGCUCUCGUCAUGAUUUUCGUCCCAUUCAUGAAAGAUCCAUACCUCGUUUGGCCCUUCUCAAUCACUGUGAGUAAUCACUCUUCUUCGAAACGUCCCGCUGAUAGAUGGGCCUUCGCAACUGUUGUCGCCGCUUGGGCGGUGUGGUAUCUCUUUGGUGAUCUGGACAAUGACUAG
Messenger RNA from Tremella mesenterica DSM 1558, 1647 nucleotides. RefSeq lists its product as uncharacterized. Bases 1 to 1647 code for a protein of 548 amino acids. Gene Ontology annotation, molecular function: dipeptide transmembrane transporter activity. Gene Ontology annotation, biological process: transmembrane transport. Gene Ontology annotation, cellular component: membrane. The transcript is spliced from 17 exons. The record is from RefSeq and is a predicted model, not a curated record. Lineage: Eukaryota; Fungi; Basidiomycota; Tremellomycetes; Tremellales; Tremellaceae.